Clonostachys solani is the source of this 711-nucleotide messenger RNA. The record is from the annotation of a GenBank genome assembly. Lineage: Eukaryota; Fungi; Ascomycota; Sordariomycetes; Hypocreales; Bionectriaceae.
AUGUCUUCGCUCUCCCGCCGAGCUUGCUACAAGUGUGGCAACGUUGGCCACUACGCCGAGGUCUGUUCUUCUGCUGAGCGUCUUUGCUACAACUGUAUGUAUAUUCUCCUCCCAAAUGUGUUCUUGUCUGACUCUUAUCCUCCAGGCCAUGAGUCCAACGGCUGCCCUCUUCCCCGCACCACCGAGGCCAAGCAGUGCUACCACUGCCAGGGUCUUGGCCACGUCCAAGCUGACUGCCCAACUCUGAGGCUCAGUGGAACUGGCGCCAGCGGGCGCUGCUAUAACUGCGGCCAGCCCGGCCACUUGGCUCGCGCAUGCCCCAACCCCGUUGGUCCCGGGGCUCUGGGCCGAGGUGCUCCCAUCCCUCGCGGCGGUGGCUACCCUGGUGCCUACGGCGGCCGUGGUGGUUUCGCCGGCGGUCCUCGCCCUGCCACUUGCUACAAGUGCGGUGGUCCUAACCACUUUGCCCGCGAUUGCCAGGCUCAAGCCAUGAAGUGCUACGCGUGUGGCAAGCUCGGCCACAUUUCUCGCGACUGCACCGCUCCCAACGGCGGGCCCCUGAACACCGCUGGAAAGACUUGCUACCAGUGUGGUGAGGCUGGCCACAUCUCCCGUGACUGCCCGCAGAAGGCUGCCAGCGGCGAGAUCAACACCGAGGUUGACAUCAACAACGUCGCAGCUCCCGUGGCUCCUAUCGCUCCUGUCGCCUAA